Molecule: messenger RNA, 2853 nt
Organism: Planococcus citri (citrus mealybug)
Lineage: Eukaryota; Metazoa; Arthropoda; Insecta; Hemiptera; Pseudococcidae
Exons: 6
Coding region: 1-2853 (950 amino acids)
Source: RefSeq, a predicted model, not a curated record
AUGUAUCAGGUAAAUACCUCGAGCAACGCGAAAAAUAAGCUCCUUAUCAACGUUAAUGUAAACAAUACUACGAUUCUGAUGGAAGUAGAUACCAGAGCUGAAAUUUCAGCUAUGUGUUUGGAAGAAUUUCGCCGAAAAUUCGGUAAUAUGAAGCUUGAACCAGCUGAUUGUUCGCUUCGUUUGUAUUUCAAAGAAGAAAGUUCACCACUAGGGUAUGUUACCUUAGAUAUCGAAUAUAAUGGUGUAAAAUCUCGCGGUAAAUUAUACAUACCUGAUACCCAAACAGCUGAUACGGUCAUUGGGCGAGAUUGGCUUACUUCAUUUGGUCUAAUUAAAGGAAAUUUGAUCCAUAUCAACAAUUUGGUCACGACUACGCUCAACAAAGAUAACGAUCCUUCAGCUCCUCAAAUAUUAGCUGAAUAUUCAGACGUUUUCGAUACUUCAUGCGGCGAGUUAAAAAGUCCACCAGCGAAUCUACAGUUAGUAAACGACAACGUAACUCCUGUUUGUUUAAAACCUGCACCUCUACCUUAUGCGCUCCGCGAUCCUGUCGAAAAAGAACUCAAAUCGAUGGAAGCUAAAGGUCAUGUUCGCCGAGUACAACAUCCUGAAUGGGGUACACCAAUAGUACCUGUAGUAAAAAACGGCGAUAUUCGUAUUUGCGGUAAUUACAAAUUAACUGUGAAUAAACAUCUAGCAGAGCACAAAUGGCCAAUUCCGAAACAAGAAGAUAUUCACGCUAAAAUGAGCGGUGGCAAGUAUUUAUGUAAAUUAGAUAUACAAAGAGCAUAUUUUCAUAAAUUGGUGAAUGCUGCGUCUGCUAAACUUCAAACUUUGAGUACCCAUAUUGGUUUUUUCGAAGUUCUACGGUUAAUGUUUGGUAUAAAACCAGCACCGAAUUUCUGGCAAGAAGACUUGGAUUUAUUGUUCGCUCAUCUCAAAGGGUUUGCAAUAUUUUUUGACGAUCUCAAAAUUCAAGGUAAAACUAUCAAAGAAGUUUUGAAACGUUUGAGAUUAGCUCUACAAAUAUGUCGCGAAAACGGAAUUAAAUUGAAUCGUGCAAAAUGUCAGUUUUUAAAAACGAGUAUCAAAUACUUGGGUUUUCGUUUAGAUGCUGAUGGUAUUCAUAAAACUAAAGAAGGCAUCGAAACUAUUAUGAAGGCAGUCGCUCCGAAAAAUAUAGACGAAUUACAGAGUCUCAUUGGUUUAAUCAAGUACUAUGGAAAAUUUUUUCCGAACCUGUCUACGAUUAUGCAACCGCUGAACGAAUUGACGCAGAAAAAUAAGUCGUUUCAUUGGUCAGCUGAGUGUGAAAAAACGCUGAAAAUUAUAAAGAAAGAAAUUUCCAGCGAUCGUUUUUUAACGCCAUACAAUCCGGAUUUACCAUUGGUCAUCUCAUCCGACGCAUCAUCGUAUGGUUUAGGAGCAGUCAUGUCUCACAUUAUUGACGGUGAGGAGAAACCGAUCAUGUUUGCAUCGCGAACGUUAUCUAAAGCAGAAAAAGGCUACAGUCAAAUAGACAAGGAAGUUGAUCAUCAACCAUUGACGCAAAUUUUACAUCCGUCAAAAACGUUACCUGCGUUAUCAGCAACCAGAAUGUUACAUUAUGAUUUGUUUAUCUCUGGUUUCAACUAUGAUAUUCGUUAUCGUCAUUCAAAAGCGAAUGCCAACGCCGACUUCUGUUCCAGAUUUCCGUUAUCUGCGCCUGAUACAGUCGACGAACGUGACGAAGAUAUUUUCGAUAUUCAUUUCAUCGAAUCUAUGAAUAAUUUGCCGGUAACAGUGAACGAGAUUCAAAAAGAAACGAUCAACGAUGAAGAACUCAGACCUAUUUUUAAGAAAGUUCAAAUUGGCGCUUCAUUGAAAAAUACAUCAUUUUCCCAUGUUGAAAAUCAAAUCAACAUUAUUAGAGGAUGUUUAGUCAAAGGUACAAGAACGAUCAUUCCAACAAAAUUGCAGUCAAAAGUUCUUCAAGAAUUGCACAGUGGUCAUUUUGGUAUUCAACGAAUGAAAUCACUUGCAAGAGAAUUUGUUUAUUGGCAGACAAUCAAUAGUGAUAUCGAAAAUUUAGUGAAAGCUUGUGAAACCAGUCAAAAAAAGCUUCUGAAUCCCAAAAAACGGCUCAUCAUUGGGAGUAUGGAUCAGUACCAUGGGUGCGAAUCCAUAUUGACUUCGGAGAACUUGAAGGUACCAAAUUUCUCGCAGUUGUUGACUCAUACAGUAAAUGGGUCGAAGUUGAGAAAGUUUCAUCAACGUCUGCUGAUAUUACAAUUAGUAAGCUGCGGCAAAUUUUUUCGAGAUUUGGCUUACCGAAGACACUCAUUUGUUGCUAGAUUCCUGCUCAGCUACCGAAGAACGCCUCAUACUACUACCGGAGUUAGUCCUGCUCAAUUGUUGCUGAAACGAAGCAUUCAUUCGAGAAUCAAUUUAGUUAAAGUUUCUAUCCACAAUGACGUUCAAGAUAAGCAGCACAACAAUUUGAAAAUCGAUCGUGACUAUCGCUUAUCCAGCCUACAACCUGGAGAUAAUGUACUACUUCGAAUGUACAAUCCUGAUCGUUGGGAACCAGGAUUCGUUAUAAAACGAGAAGGUCCAUUACGUUUUUUGUUAUGUUACCAUUACGGUACGCCAACACUGCAAAUUCGUUUGCGACCUAUACCCGAAGUGGAGAAAAUUUCACCGGAAGAAGAGGAGAGAGAUAACCAAGACGACGACGACGAUAAUUUGUUGGACUUGGCACCCUCUGCUCCAGCUUUGAAUGUGUCACCGGAGCCAACAGCUCAGGCACCAGAACAAAUACCCUUACGGCGAUCCAGCCGCAACGUUAAACGGCCUACUCGAUUGGAUUUAUAA